Molecule: messenger RNA, 2502 nt
Organism: Pectinophora gossypiella (pink bollworm)
Lineage: Eukaryota; Metazoa; Arthropoda; Insecta; Lepidoptera; Gelechiidae
Gene: Hexim
Product: protein HEXIM1
Exons: 1
Coding region: 187-1203 (338 amino acids)
Biological process (GO): negative regulation of transcription by RNA polymerase II; negative regulation of cyclin-dependent protein serine/threonine kinase activity
Cellular component (GO): nucleoplasm; nucleus; cytoplasm
Molecular function (GO): 7SK snRNA binding; cyclin-dependent protein serine/threonine kinase inhibitor activity
Source: RefSeq, a predicted model, not a curated record
AUAUAAAUAAAUAAAGAUGGCCGAAGUGCUUAUUGUACUGCAGUCGCCAAGUGUCGAUCCAAGUGGUUUAUUGUGUUUUGUGGAUAUCUACAGUAUUGUAAAAGCUUCAAGUUGACUUUCGUCUGUUUGUAGCUAGCUGAUCAGAUUUUUGUUUUCGCCACUGUGAGUAUCCUUAGGCUAUCGCUAAUGGAUGUAAAUAACGCAGAAAUAAAAGAUGGCGAUCAGACGCGACCUUCUUUGAGUGAUGCGCCAUCUAUUGUUGAACUUCCGAAUCCUAUAAUUGACGGGAGCGGCAAAAAGAAAAGACGACGCGGCAAAUCUAAACGAAAAAUUAUGAAACCAUUCAUGAAGGCACCGUGGCAAGAUAGAAGAAAGAACGACAAAACUAAAAGAAACAAUCGGUUCCGUAAGAUCGUAUUGGCUAAAACCCAUGCGCCCUUCAAUAAUAAUCAAUUUCUAAUGGAAAUACACAAACCAGAACCGGAAAAUAAUUUCAAUCGAACACCGGCUCGUACUCGUGAUUCAAGUUUCAGUGUAGACUCUGAGGAUAAUUAUUUUUUCUCCUUACCUGAAGACGAAGAGGAAUAUUUAACUAAAGAGUUUUCUAGUGUUUAUGAAGAUGCGCAAAGUGAACGACUAUCAAAUAUGUCAAAAACCGAACUUAUUCAGGAAUAUCUUUUACUUGAAGCAAAAUAUGACAAUCUCAUGAAAAGAACUGAACGUUCGAAACCCAGAUAUAUAGAAGAAGAAAGGGGUACUCCUACAGAGAGAGAUACAUCUGUUACUGAUAGGGACAGUAUGAUGACUGACAGAGACACCUCUGCUACUUCCAAUGACUCUAGUACUGCUGGUGAUACUUCCGUUGAUGCAUUAAUGCGGCAUGUUAAGGAGCAAGAAGCACAAAUCCGUGAAUUGCAAUUAACUAAUGAACAGUUAAGACUGGAGAAUGAAACUUUGCAACAAAGGAUUCACAAUACAUCAAGUGAAGAUUCUGAAAGUGAUAGUUCUUCCACUACAUCAGGGAGCAGCAGCAGCAGCAGCAGUAAUACAGGUCCAAGUAUGUCUCCAGAGCCCCAACAAGUGGCAGAAGUAAAUAAUGAUGUGAGACUCUCUGUAGAGACUCAAAAUAAUUUAAAUGGCACAAUAGAAGGUACUGAACCUGCAUACCCUCUUGUCAAUGGUUUCCACAAUCCCACUGACUAAAACAUAUUUUUUUAUCUUAACAAUAGAUUCACACAUAACGGAUCAUGAACACUACUAAUUUGCAGCAGCUAAGUAUUUUGGCUGAGUAAAUAUUUUGGCUUUUUAAGAAAAUGCCUUAUCCACCCACAGUACAUUUAAUGUCUCUUAUAUUUUAUGCACAAUAUGCAUUUAGUUACUUGCCUACUUUUAAUUAUAUAAGCAUCCUGUUACUGUACAAAAUUAUUUUGACACUGUUGGAAUGUAAUUGUGAGAUCUGAUAGUAGGUAUUAGGUUUAGAGGAAAUUUUCUGUGAUAUCCUUGUGGAUAUUUUAUCAGUAGUGAUGUUUUUAAAGUGUAAUAUUCCAAAUGGAUCUCACUGUUAUAUUUAUACAGUGUGUUAUUUUGUGUAUUAGUUGUAAGCAAAAAUGUAUGAAGAGUUAUAAUUAUGUAUUUUAGCAAUUCAGACAUAUUUUACGGUUAUUGUUGCUUGUUAAGUAUGAGUAAAAGAUUUUUUUAAAGUUUGAAUUAAACCAAAUUUAAUGUGUCAAGUAGUAGUAGUAGUUUACAUACAUUAGAUGUUUUGACAGGGAAUUUUAAAUCUGCUUACAUAGGGAUGGUUAAGUUUUAAGAAAUAGGAAGUUGUAUGAAUGGGGUCAUCUGAAGACUACAUGUAUACAUUCCAGUUAAAAGAGGAUCACAGUAUUGAACCUUUUUCUUCAUUAAUGUAGGAAUACAAUACAAUAAUAAUUUACACAAAAACAGCUUCCUGUCUCUUAGGCUUAUAAUAAGUUUACUAGUGCCAAGUAAGAGGUGGCCUAUUUGAUAUAAUGUUUUGCUAGUGGCUCUGUUUUUGAGCAGUCAAUAAGAAAAUACAAUUGUAUUUACUGAAAAUUGCAGUCAAAUCGGUCACAUCUGAGUGGUAUAUUUAAGAAACUAUCAAAAUACACAUACAUAAUAAUAAUAAUAACAGGGAUAUUUUUUCUUAUAUAUGUAUAAGUAUGUAUGUAUUAACAUUACAGGUUGUCACACACAUAUCAAGUCAGUAUAAGACCACCUUAAGCCUUAACACAAGAUUGAGGAUUGUUUGUAUGGAAUUCCACAUUACAAUGCACUAAGAAUAUUACUCAGGAUAAGCUAGUACUGAUAAGCUAAAAAGCAAAUGUGUAUGACAACCUUACAAUAUAAAAUAUAAUCUUUUAUUAUGCCUCCCAGAGGCUAAUUUUCAAGGCCACAUGUGUUGUGGUCUAGUUACAGAGCAUACUUACAUUUUAGCAUACUUAUAUUGUAAAUUAAUAGAUUACAUGCAAUGUAUUGUGUAAC